Messenger RNA from Coregonus clupeaformis (lake whitefish), 2450 nucleotides. RefSeq names its product adhesion G protein-coupled receptor L4 (gene adgrl4). Gene Ontology annotation, molecular function: G protein-coupled receptor activity; calcium ion binding. Gene Ontology annotation, cellular component: membrane. The transcript is spliced from 16 exons. NCBI's taxonomy places the organism in Eukaryota, Metazoa, Chordata, Actinopteri, Salmoniformes, Salmonidae. The record is from RefSeq and is a predicted model, not a curated record. Gene Ontology annotation, biological process: cell surface receptor signaling pathway; adenylate cyclase-activating G protein-coupled receptor signaling pathway. The coding region runs from base 40 to 2280 and encodes 746 amino acids.
CAGAGUUUCAGCUAAAAGUAUUUCUGUCCCAACACAAGUAUGGAGUCUUUGCUCAAGUCCCAGAUGAAACUUGUACUUUUAGCAGCAUGGCUUUCCAGUGUUAUGGACCCAUGCAGAUUUUCUGACAUUUGUGAUACAUGCCAUCGACUUGCCUCGUGUAAAGCCCUGAAUGGAUCCAAUAAUGCCUGCUAUUGCAACCGUGGAUAUACUGGUGAUGGGACCACCUUUUGUAAUGAUGACAAUGAAUGCCAAAAUGUCACUAAUAUCUGUGGAAACAACAGCAACUGUACCAAUACAGAGGGCAGCUACUACUGCACCUGUGCCCCAGGAUACACUUCAACCGGCCUGAAGGAAUUUCAACCAAAUGAUGGGACAGAAUGCACUGAUAUUGAUGAAUGCAAGAACGGCCAAAUCUGUGGACCAUUCUCACAUUGCCACAACACAAAUGGAUCUUUAUUUUGCACCUGCCAAAGAGAUUACAUUUCUACUUCAGGCACUAAGCGGUUUCAUCCAGAGAAUGGGAUAAUAUGUCAAGAGCAUCCCAAGAAAAAUUGUCAUGACAACGUUGUGUGCAUAACACAAAGUGUCAACAGAACACUUGAAUAUAUCAGAAAUCUUACAGAUCUUCAGAGCCUGCUGGUGGAGAUUGAAAAACAGACGUCAGGAGAGCUGACGUCGGUGGAUGUGAUCUCCUAUGUGGAGGCCCUCUCUCAAUCGGCCUCGCUGAUGAGCUCUGGGGAGAAAAAUCUAACCGUCAAACCAGCCGUGACCAAAGCAAUUCUCAGAACAUUUUUAAAUGUGGUGAACAAUUUGGUUGAGAAGGAUGAGUUGGUGGCCUGGAACAGAAUCAAAAAGGAGCACCGGGACUACACCAUAACCAAACUCUUACACACAGUGGAGGAGAGUACCCUGACACUGGCCAGGAAAUAUAAAGCGACUACUGAGAUUGAGAUCAAAGAGAGUGAAAUGGAAAUUAAACUCUACACUUUUGAUGUCCAGCAAACAAAGAAAACCGAGCUCUCUGUCUCCAUGGGAGGAGAUCGUAUCAGUUUAAAUCCAAAAAGGCAGGAGGGAAACAAAAAUGGAAGUGUGUCCAUAGUUUUCCUGCGGUAUGACAGUGUCGGUGGCAUCCUGAAACCAAACACUGACCCUGGUGUUACAGACUACACGCGCUACGCAGAAACAGGGGAAAUCGUUGUGAACUCUCAGGUGAUAGCGGCCGCCAUCAAACCUGCUGACAUGUACCAGCUGGACCAUGUGACCUUCACUCUCAGACACACAGAGCCUAUUGACACCAAAGAUGAUGUAACCAAAUGUGCCUUCUGGGAGUACGAUCCGUCCAGCAUGCAGGGCCAUUGGGCCACACAGGGCUGUGAGCAAACCCACGUCAACAGCACCACCACCACAUGCUCCUGCAAUCACCUCACACACUUCGCCAUUCUUAUGUCUUCUGGACGGGCCAACAUGGCGGCCCACUACAACAUUCUGACCAGGAUCACUCAGCUGGGAAUGAUCAUCUCCAUCAUCUGCCUGUCCAUGUGCAUCUUCACCUUCUGGUUCUUCAGUGAGAUACAGAGUACCAGAACCACCAUUCACAAGAACCUGUGCUGCAGCCUCUUCAUGGCUGAGUUCAUCUUUCUGGUCGGGAUCAAUAUGAACACCCAUAAACUAUUCUGCUCCAUCAUUGCUGGGCUUCUCCAUUAUUUCUUCUUAGCGGCUUUUGCCUGGAUGUGCAUUGAGGGGAUCCAUCUGUACCUUAUAGUGGUUGGUGUCAUCUAUAACAAAGGAUUCCUGCAUCGCAACUUUUACAUCUUUGGAUAUGGAAGCCCUGCAGUGGUGGUGGCCAUUUCGGCUACACUUGGCUCCAAGUAUUAUGGUACCAAUAAAGUGUGUUGGCUGAGCACAGAAAAUAACUUUAUUUGGAGUUUCAUUGGGCCUGCGUGUUUGAUUAUCCUGGUCAAUCUCCUGGCUUUUGGAGUGAUCAUUUACAAAGUGUACCGACACACUGCUGUGAAGAAGCCCGAGAUUAGCCACUACGAAAACAUAAGGUCCUGUGCUCGUGGUGCCCUUGCCCUUCUGUUUGUCCUGGGCGCCACCUGGACAUUUGGUGUGUUGCACAUCCUCAACGAGACCACUCUCACAGCCUAUCUCUUCACCAUUGCCAACGCUUUCCAAGGGAUGUUCAUCUUCAUCUUCCUCUGUGUGUUGUCCAGAAAGAUCCAAGAGGAGUACUACCGGCUGUUCAAAAAUGUGCCAUGUUGUUUUGAGUGCCUGAGAUGAACAAGGCUGCGAAAUCCAGAGGGCCCAUCAUCAGCAAAUGUUACUGGGGACUCUGGAGUAUUUUUUUAAAGUAGAGUACAGCACUGCAAUAUCUUUAGAUUUUAGUCAUUUAGCAGACGCUCUUAUCCAGAGCGACUUACAGUUAGUGAGUGCAUACAUUUUCAUACUGG